Molecule: messenger RNA, 717 nt
Organism: Didymodactylos carnosus
Lineage: Eukaryota; Metazoa; Rotifera; Eurotatoria; Philodinida; Philodinidae
Source: the annotation of a GenBank genome assembly
AUGUCUGGUAAGUCAGAAGAAGUUUUAAUAAUGUUUGCUGAAUUUGUUGAAUCUACACAUGGGAGAAGACAAUCAUGUUACCUGGCUUAUCGAUAUUCUCUCAAACGUAAAAGUCAAAAUGGUUCAGAGUAUUGGGUACGUGUGAAAUGUAACGCUACGGCAACAAGUUAUUCGGAUGCGUCGAUCGUAGUGCGUGACCAUCAUACACAUUUACCUGAUGAAACUGAUAUGGAAAUAUUACAAAUUAGAAAAACUUUAAAACGUAAAGUUAUGGAAGAAUCUGGCCCAAUAGAUCGUAUAGUCGAAGAAGCAUACCACGCUGCUAAUCGUCAGUCUCAAUCCAGUGAUUUGAUUUUUAACUUACCGUUGAUUCAUAGAAUGAAAAAUACAUCACAAAAACAACGUUGUAAGACUGGUUCACCCAUUCCCCAAUCGAUUGAACAACUUCCGUAUCCAUUACCCGACGUUUAUUGCAAUACAACAAAAAGUGAGUUAUUUUUGUUAUACGAUGGGUCACUUGGUGGUACUCGUUCACUCGUUUUUGCGUCCUAUAAUGAUAUCGUUUAUCUAUCACAACAAGAACACUGGUACAGUGAUGGUACAUUUUAUACGUGUCCAUCCAUUUUUUAUCAAAUAUAUUCGAUUCAUGCAUAUUACGAUGGAAUGUCAACCCCAUGCGUUUUCGCGUUACUUGGAGGUGAGUCAGAAGAAACUUAA